This is a messenger RNA of Phytophthora infestans T30-4, 1134 nucleotides long. RefSeq names its product lariat debranching enzyme B. The transcript is spliced from 5 exons. Gene Ontology annotation, biological process: mRNA splicing, via spliceosome. The record is from RefSeq and is a predicted model, not a curated record. Gene Ontology annotation, molecular function: RNA lariat debranching enzyme activity. Gene Ontology annotation, cellular component: nucleus. Lineage: Eukaryota; Oomycota; Peronosporomycetes; Peronosporales; Peronosporaceae. Bases 1 to 1134 code for a protein of 377 amino acids.
AUGGUGCGCGUGGCGGUGGUGGGCUGCGCCCACGGAAUGCUGGAUGACAUUUAUGCGACCGUCAACUUUGUCAAUGAGAUGGACCCGGAGAACCCCGUAGAGCUGCUGCUAUGCUGCGGUGAUUUCGAGUGCAUGCGCAACAUGCGGGACCUGGAGACGCUGGCGUGUCCGCCCAAGUACCGUGCGCUGCACGCCUUCCAUCGCUAUUAUAAACAGGAGAAGACAGCUCCAGUGCUCACCGUAUUUGUUGGUGGUAACCAUGAAGCCUCGGGGUACCUGAAGGAGCUGCACUACGGCGGAUGGGUGGCCCCGAACAUGUUUUAUCUUGGGGCAGCAGGAGUCAUCAACGUGGCCGAACUACGUAUCGCUGGACUGUCGGGUAUUUACAAGCAACAGCACUACACAGCAGGUCGCUUCGAAUCCAUGCCAUUUGACAACAAUACUAUGCGUAGUGUGUACCACGUCCGCGAGCUUGAGGUUUUCCAGCUCUCACACGUGCAGCAGGUGGACAAGACGCCACUGGGCGUGUUCCUUUCGCACGACUGGCCAAGGGGGAUUGAGCAGUACGGUAAUGUGUUGCAAUUGCUGCGCCGCAAGCCCUUCUUUGAGCAGGAGGUCAGAACCAACACACUGGGCAGUCCUGCCGGCGAGUUCCUGAUGUAUCAGCUGCGCCCGCAAUACUGGUUUGCUGCACACUUGCAUGUCAAGUUUGCUGCCAUCGUCUUCUUGGCGCUUGAUAAGUGCCUUCCUCCCCAAUCCGACGAUGCUGCCAAGACACAAUUUGAUCUUGAGUGGCUUGCUAUCUUACGCGCGACGCACCACCUUGCUUCGUCCAGCAAGUUUGCACCACGCGUACCUCAGGAGGAAAUGAAAAUCGAAGACAAGGACAUUGCAUGGGUAAAGCAGCGUUUGCAGGAGUUUGUUUCGGAGAAGAAGCUUGACAAGAUAGAUGGCGAGUGGAUCACGGACUUUGUGAAGACCGCACCAGGCCACGGUGAAGAGGAAGGACCCGUGUUGGUGACGGGGAAUCCUCAAACUGAUCUUCUUCUGGAGCUGUUGAAGCUUCCGCACGUUGUGACCGCACCGUUUGUUACACCACCUGCGGAUCCGUGCGAAAUCGACCUUGACCUUUAA